CCUUCCCCCCUCCCGCGUUCCAAAGCAGACGAUUCAAAAGCAGCGCCUUGUGAGCGCUCCGCUAACCAGCAGCACACCCGUAAAUUUGCACCGUAGCCCAGUUGGUUCUGUCAGUGCGCUUGGCUGCAUCCAGGCGGAGAGCAACCCUGUCUGUCGACUGUCACCCCAGUGUGUCUUGUCAUCCCAGCCGUCGCCAUGGAGGUCAUGUCGAACCUGGUCACCCAGAACAUCCCCAACUACCUGUCCGGGCUCCCGGUGCCCAAGUCCAUCGGAGGCUGGUUCAAACUCGGAGUCCGUGAUUGGCUGUCUCUGGUGCCCCUGGGUGCUGUCAUUGGUGGCAUUACAUACAUGUCAUAUUUGGCAUUUUGUCCUUGUGGACGUGUGUGCAAGAUCCACAUCAAUAACUCAAUUGAGAAGAACAAUGCUAAAGUUGUCCACUCUGUAGAUGUAGAGGAUCUUGGUGAAACUUCAGCAUUUUGUCGCUGCUGGAAGAGCAAGACCUUCCCCAAGUGUGAUGGCUCUCACAACGCUCACAAUGAGACUACAGGUGACAAUGUUGGCCCCCUCGUUGUGAAGAAGAAGAAAUAAAGGAAUUAAAAUUUGCUUAGUGCCAAACUAGGGUUUUUGUAAACAAUUUGAUUGAUUUCACUUCCUUCAAUGUGAUUGCAUUUUUGACAUUUGUUACUUUUAGAUUUGUUUUCCACAUGCUUGUGUGAUUGAUCUCAAAUCAGUUCUGAACUGCUUAGAGUGAUGGUAGUUAUGUGCCAUGCACAUGCAUGUUUUUAAAAACAUUAUUGUAAUUUUCCUUUGUAGCUAAAAGUCCUCCCUGCUUCGUUUCUUUAUUUCACAGUAAUAAUCUUCAGGCAAUUGUACAUAUUUCUUGCUGUUUUCAAUUUUAUUGGCUUCACUGCUGUCAUCCUUUAAGUUUCAAAUGCCUAUGAUGGCUAUAGACCUCUGUUGAGCUCCUCAUACACACGGGACAAUAAAAUUAAUACUUCAAA
Molecule: messenger RNA, 1001 nt
Organism: Thrips palmi
Lineage: Eukaryota; Metazoa; Arthropoda; Insecta; Thysanoptera; Thripidae
Gene: Cisd2
Product: CDGSH iron-sulfur domain-containing protein 2 homolog
Exons: 5
Coding region: 196-588 (130 amino acids)
Biological process (GO): regulation of autophagy
Cellular component (GO): intracellular membrane-bounded organelle; mitochondrial outer membrane
Molecular function (GO): 2 iron, 2 sulfur cluster binding
Source: RefSeq, a predicted model, not a curated record